AUGGCGGAACAGGCGCCCAUCUCCACUGUCUAUGUGCAGAACCUCGAGGAGCGCGUCAAGCCCGAGCCGCUGACCGACGCGCUGCGCACCGUCUUCUCCGAGUUUGGCCGCGUCGUCGACGUCGUCGCCAAGACGAACCUGAAAGCCAAGGGCCAGGCGUUUGUCGUGUUUGACGCGCCGGCGAGCGCGCGCGAGGCCGUGGAGGAGAUUGAUGGCUUUCCGCUGUUUGACAAGCCGAUGCGUCUGGCCGUGGCGCGGACGCGCAGCGACAAGACGGUCGAGAUGAAUGGCUCGGCGGAGGAGCUGGAGGCGCACAAGCAGCACCGGCUGGCGGAAAAGGAAAAGAAAAAGGCCAUCGAGGCCGCCGAGGGCACGAAACAUGGCGGAAAGCGCGGCGCCGGCGCCGGUGCGGACGGGCGGCCGAGCAAGAUUGCCAAGCCCUCGGGCCUCAAGUCGACGUCGGUUGCGCAGGCGGCCGUCAUCCCGGACGAGUACCUGCCGCCCAACAAGAUUUUGUUCUUGCAAAACGUGCCCGACGAGUACCACGACGUCGAGGCGCUGGCAGGCAUCUUUGGCCGCUUCGACGGCUUCCGCGAGGUGCGCCUGGUACCGGGCCGCCGCGGCAUCGCGUUUGUCGAGUACGACGCCGAGCAGGGCGCCGUCGCGGCCAAGGAGAGCACGGCGGGCAUGACGCUGGGCGACAAGAACAUCAAGGUCACGUACCAGAGGCAAUAG
Beauveria bassiana ARSEF 2860 is the source of this 735-nucleotide messenger RNA. RefSeq names its product RNA recognition domain-containing protein. Lineage: Eukaryota; Fungi; Ascomycota; Sordariomycetes; Hypocreales; Cordycipitaceae. Gene Ontology annotation, molecular function: U1 snRNA binding. The record is from RefSeq and is a predicted model, not a curated record. Gene Ontology annotation, cellular component: U1 snRNP. The transcript is spliced from 3 exons. Gene Ontology annotation, biological process: mRNA splicing, via spliceosome. The coding region runs from base 1 to 735 and encodes 244 amino acids.